AUGGUUAGCAGGGCCAUGUGCUCCCUUGUCCCCUUCACCGCUUCUGGUUCUGGUAUGCAUGUCGCUUCGCGCGUCGACAUGGAGGGGAGGGGGCGAGAUUGUUUUGUUUCGGCAGAGGCGCUGCGGCGUGGCCUCAAAGGCGCCGUGGCUGCGCUGAUUGGAAUCAUUAGCCGCCAGAUUGCAGCACACAUGCGCCCCUCCCCGUCGCCCGUCGCCCGUCGCCCGUCGCCCGCCGCCAGCCGCCAUGGGGAAACGGGGUGGAGAGAAAAGGCUUCUUGUCAACCGGCCGCCUGCCUCAUCGGCCCGCUCGUUUCUGCUCGUCGAGCCAGGUCAAACGUUGCAGCAGAUGAGGCACUGGUCUUUGCGAUCCUCAGCGCCAUUUGCGAGCAGCUUGUGCGAGGCAAUUGAUUCAUGCAAUGGCGCCGCAUCCUGCAUCAAGACCGAGUGCGAGCUGCAAGCCU
Bipolaris sorokiniana ND90Pr is the source of this 461-nucleotide messenger RNA. RefSeq lists its product as uncharacterized. The transcript has a single exon. Bases 1 to 408 code for a protein of 135 amino acids. Lineage: Eukaryota; Fungi; Ascomycota; Dothideomycetes; Pleosporales; Pleosporaceae. The record is from RefSeq and is a predicted model, not a curated record.